This is a messenger RNA of Spodoptera exigua (beet armyworm), 1659 nucleotides long. NCBI's taxonomy places the organism in Eukaryota, Metazoa, Arthropoda, Insecta, Lepidoptera, Noctuidae. The record is from the annotation of a GenBank genome assembly.
AGUUAGACAAGAUGGCGGCCUUUCCCGCCUUUUUAGCUUUGUUCCUGUGCGUCUCUCUAGCGUCGGGCUACACUUUGUUACGAGAUGACGAGAAUGAAAUAAUAUGGCCGUCCGAAUACCACUUUAAGGGGGAAAAGCUUAACUUCAAAUCAUCCCUGAAAGAAAACUUUGAGAUGUGGUACAAUGGUGAGCUGAACCGCUCCAGGAUUGACUUCUACGAUGGAACUGUCAAGAAAUGGUACUACGGUGACACGGGCUAUGAAUAUGUGAAACACCCAUUCACCACUGAGGAAGUGACUAAUGAGGAAGUAUGCCUCGUUCGAUACUCGGAAGAUGAACAGAUUGACUUCCUGCCUGACGUCUCCAGCUUCACUUACACAGGUCAGACAAUGACCAUGUAUGAUAAGGUGGUGGAUGUGUGGACCAGCACAGAGCCAUAUGAUAACAAAGCCAUCCGGGAAUCCACGCUGUAUGUCUUCAAGACUGACGCCGGUGUCGACAUUCCAGUACAGCAUGUAACCAAGUCUUACAACUUGGAUCUUGGAGAAGUAAUUUCCCAUGUCAUCACCAACUUCUACGACUUCAGCGACACUGUUGAUGAAGAAGAGCUGACUGUUGAUGAUGAUGAAGAAUGUGAAGGUGUAUCCCUUGGCAAGAACUUCCACAAGGACCUUAAGUUCUUCCACCCUGACAUCCCUUCAGAACUGGACCAGGCUUUUGACUUGUACACCAACCACCAUGGCAAGCACUACCAAGAUACUGAACACCAGGUCAGGAAGACUAUCUUCGAAAGCAACUGGAGGAUGGUAGAAGAACACAACCGCAAAAACCUUGGCUUCAAACUAAAGCUGAACGAAUUCUCCGACAAAACUCCUGAGGAACUGAAGUAUCUGACUGGUACCUACCUCUCGACUCACCAGGACCCCGUUAUGAAGCCAUUCCCCCACAAUUUGGCUGAGAUUGAUGAACUGGCUGAAGACUUGCCAGAGACCUUCGAUCUGAGGAUGGAGGGCGCUGUCACUCCUGUAAAGAACCAGGGUCACUGUGGAUCCUGCUGGGCUUUCUGUACAACUGCUGCCGUCGAGGGAGCCGUCGCCAGGGCUAAUGGAGAGAGGCUGGUAGACCUCAGCGAACAGUCUCUGGUAGACUGUGCUUGGGGCUAUGACAACAUGGGCUGCAGCGGAGGUACCCUGGACGGUGCCAUGAAGUACGUGAUGACCCACGGUAUCCCAACCGAGGAGGAGUACGGUCUCUACGAAGCUAAUGACGGUUUGUGCCGCAUCCAGAACAUGACCAACCCCUACAAAAUCCGUGGCUUCGCGCAGGUCACACCCAGGAAUCCUAACGCUCUGAAGGUGGCACUCAACAAGUACGGACCUGUCACCGUUGCCAUCCACGCCAGCAGUCUCAUGCAGCACUAUGCCACUGGGCUCUUCUACGAUUUCUCUUGUGAUGACACCUACCCCAACCAUGGUGUUACCGUGAUUGGUUAUGGCACCCGUGAUGGUGAGGACUACUGGAUCGUGAAGAACUCUUGGGGAGAGGAUUGGGGUGAAGAUGGCUUCAUCCUGAUGUCUGCUAAGAACAACAACUGCUUCGUUCUUGACUCACCCUACUAUCCCAUCGUCUAAGUUAACAUUUUUAGAAUAAAUUCCACGU